AGGGCAUUUUAUUUUAGCUUCUCCAUAUAAAACCCAGUAAUCCCUUCACUCGCCUUACACCGCCCCCAAUCUCCCUCAAGGCUGAAGCGUAGGGUUUUUCCUCCCGAGAGCAGCAGAUCUUAAUCCGCCUCGGUGAUCUGUCAAUAUGUUCUCCUCAAGGAAGAAAAUCCACAAAGACAGAGAUGUUGAGCCCACUGAAUUUGAGGAUACAGUUGCACAGUACCUAUUUGAUUUGGAGAAUACCAAUCAGGAGCUAAAAAGUGACUUGAAAGAUCUCUACAUUAAUUCAGCAGUUCAAAUGGACAUUUCUGGAAAUCGCAAGGCUGUGGUUAUCCACGUACCUUACAGAUUACGGAAGGCAUUCGGCAAGAUUCAUCUUCGUCUUGUUAGGGAGCUGGAGAAGAAAUUCAGUGGCAAGGAUGUUGUUGUGAUUGCCACCCGCAGGAUUGUACGACCACCAAAGAAAGGUUCUGCUGCUCAGAGGCCUCGCUCCCGCACACUAACAUCUGUCCAUGAUGCUAUGUUAGAGGACAUUGUGCAUCCUGCUGAGAUUGUUGGGAAACGCAUCAGAUACCGAAUUGAUGGUUCCAAAGUAAUCAAGGUAUUUUUGGACCCCAAGGAGAGGAACAACACGGAGUAUAAACUGGAGACGUUUUCUGGUGUUUACAAGAAGCUGACUGGGAAAGAUGUAUCAUUUGAAUACCCGAUAGCUGAGGCCUGAACUGGCUAAAAUAUAAAUUGGCUUUUGUGUUCGGAAACUGUUAUGGUAUUUUAGGUUUAUUUAAUUGCAUUGAAUGAAAUUCUGUUUAAAAAUUUUGACACUGAAAAGAGGUUUUAUGUCUUUUUUGGGACCAAUGAAGACUCAUUUCAAAUUAUUUUUCAA
This is a messenger RNA of Juglans microcarpa x Juglans regia, 883 nucleotides long. RefSeq names its product 40S ribosomal protein S7-like. NCBI's taxonomy places the organism in Eukaryota, Viridiplantae, Streptophyta, Magnoliopsida, Fagales, Juglandaceae. Gene Ontology annotation, cellular component: small-subunit processome; cytosolic small ribosomal subunit; ribosome. The coding region runs from base 146 to 721 and encodes 191 amino acids. Gene Ontology annotation, biological process: rRNA processing; ribosomal small subunit biogenesis; translation. Gene Ontology annotation, molecular function: structural constituent of ribosome. The transcript has 6 exons. The record is from RefSeq and is a predicted model, not a curated record.